CUGAAAAUCUAAUUAAUUAAUGAACAGCGUUUCACUGCACUGUAAUAGUAAGACUCUACAACUUCCUUCAGCAUUGUAAUUUCUCCUUUUAGUGUAUUCUGGGAAGUCCUUCCUCCACUAUGUGUCUUUUCUGACUUCAGAAAGCUUAUAAGAGCUGACAGGAAGUUCUGAACUGUAGUUGUCCUUCAGACGGGCAGCAGGACCAUGACUGAAGCUGAUGUAACGUACGCUGAUGUGAAGUUCAACAAAUCGAGAGCCAGAGAAAAUGUUGCAUCUGAAGAAAGCACUUACUCUGAGGUCAAGAUCUCAAACAAACAUCCACCAGUCUCUGCAAACUGUGCAGAAAAUAUCCAACCACCUGGGUCCAGCAAGAGGUCAAAGGUCACCUCAGAGCGACUGGUUCUGCUGGUUCUUAUUGGACUGUUGGUAGCUUCUCUCGCCGCUCUUGGAGUCACCUAUGAGACGUGUCUGAAGUGUGGAGCAGGCUGGGAGCUACAUGGAGGAACCUGUUAUAAGUUCAACACCAAUAAGUCCUCCUGGACUGAGAGCAGAGAUUCCUGCCAAGAUCUGGGAGGAGACCUGGUGAAGAUAGACGGCAGAGAGGAGCAGAUGUUCCUGGAGGAGAAACUGAGAGGCUUGAUGGAGGAAGCAGAGGACAAGUUCUGGAUCGGACUGACGGACUCAGAGCUAGAAGGCAGAUGGUUGUGGGUGGACGGAUCACCUCUGGAUGAAAGUUUGAAGUUUUGGUGGAACAAGGAGCCUGAUGACUGGAAAGGUCAGAAUCCAGCUGGAGAAGACUGUGGGAGGAUGGGAGAGAAAGGAGGAGCCAGUGAUCUGAAGUGUUGGUUUGAUAGAUCCUGUAAUGAUCCUCACAAGAGUAUCUGUGAGAAAACAGCAGUAUCUGGUCAAACUUCAUGUGUCUGUGUAUGAAGUUCAGUUCAGUUCUUUAAACGAUCUGAGAACCGGAUCAGGAAGCUGCAGAGAUUCUGGUUCUAUCAACAUAAUGUUACAAACAUAGAAAGCUCCCUUCCAGACAUGUUAAAA
Messenger RNA from Fundulus heteroclitus (mummichog), 1044 nucleotides. Its product is annotated as CD209 antigen-like protein E. The transcript has 6 exons. Lineage: Eukaryota; Metazoa; Chordata; Actinopteri; Cyprinodontiformes; Fundulidae. The record is from RefSeq and is a predicted model, not a curated record. Bases 205 to 930 code for a protein of 241 amino acids.